UAUUUCCCCAGAAAAGGAAAAUAGACAUUUUGGGGGUUAGCUGAGGUGCUAGUCGAGACCUCCUCCUGCAUAAGCAGAGCUAAACCACCUUCUUCUUUCUCUUUUACAUGUAGUUUCUGCUCUUCGUUGCAACCGACAAAACAGCCACGUGGCGCGCAGUCAAAGAAUAUAGUUACUUCCGGUUACUUGAAGUCACGUUCUAGCUGCUGUGCUUCAGCUCACCAGCUCUUUGUGAUGUCUGACUUCAUGACGUCCGCUGAGAGCCCGGCGGUUGGCGUUGGGCCGGCGGGGAAAGCGGCGGCGUCCUCCAACCCGUCGGGAAAUGGAAACUGGGGCGUCGCCGCCGGGAUGGACCAGAUAACGGUGGUGAGGAUCGACGACACGCACAUCGCGGAGGAGCACUCUCACAACGGGGGGAGGGGCAAAGCGGCGGCGUUCUACGAGAUGGAGUACUUGAUGCCUCCUGCUGAGGAGGAGGAGGGAGUGGAGGAGGAAGAGGAGGACGGCGUUUACGUCAUCGAGUACUCGAAUCCCGAAGAGGAGGGAGAAAGCUACCAGUUCAUGAUGUCCGUGGACCGACCGCUCCCGGCCAAGAUGCCGGCGCUCAAACACCCCGCGGCGCCCGAGAGCGCCAGAGCUCCUUCGCCGACCGCCAAACCGUCCAGGAGGCCGAGGCAGAAGAGGAAGCGUAUGGCGGAGGAAGAGGAAGAGGUGAGGAAGGAGAAGCAGCCGCUCGUGAGCAACAUGCGCAUACUGGAGCUCGGCGAGGACUACGGCGCCGCGACCUCGGGGACGACCUCGGGCUCGGACGGGCGGCAGCUGGUGUGCACGCUGUGCCCGCCGCCCGGCCGCUCUUUCAAGAGGGCGUCCGGCUUGGCCGUCCACCUGAAGCACAUGCACUUCCUGGAGGGGAACAAGACCUUCUUCUGCGAGAUGUGCAAGCAGCCGGUGCGCACGCAGAUCGAACUGGACGCACACACGAAGCGGCACGCCAACCAGAGCGCCGUGUUCACCUGCUCGCUCUGCCCGGCGGCGCCCGGGUACCGCGGGUCCAGGCUGGGCCUGAAGAGGCACCUGAUGCAGGAGCACCCGGGCGUCGUGCCCCGCUGCGACGUCUGCGGCAAAGGCUUCAGCUCGCUGGCGUCGUACCUGGCCGACCAAUUCCGGCACGUCGGCGUGUCGCCGUUCUUCUGCGCCAGGUGUCGGAUCUACGAGAUGACGGAGAGGGGUCUGAGCGUCCACAUCCGGAACGACGAAAGGAAGAGGGAGAGGAAGGAGAAGAAGGAGCAGCAGCAAGAGGAGGAGGAGGAGGAGAAGCUGCAGGAGUCGGGAGGAACUCGCCCGCAGACGGUCAGAGGCGAUGCCGACAACUCCGCCACGGACGACUCCGACUUCUGACGAGCCGUUUUGGGUUUUCUGGGUAAAAGAAAGCGACUUCCUCUCCGUCAGAACCGCGCUGACGUUUAUGCAUCUUUGGCGGCUCUGAACUGAACUUUGGAGAUUUGUCGUCAAGUCGUUUGUAACUUGAACAUCAGCGAGGAACAAACACAGUUUUGGGUCUUUUUAAAAAAAAACAUUUUUAGCUUAAUUUAAAGGAACAGUGUGAUGACACACUUUCAUAAUUACUUAAUUGACUAUCUUAUUGAUGUAUUGUUUGAAAAAAAAAAAAACGUCUUCAAAUGUUUAGUUAUUUUUCUGACCAGCAGUUCAGAA
This is a messenger RNA of Cyclopterus lumpus (lumpfish), 1713 nucleotides long. Its product is annotated as zinc finger protein 32. Gene Ontology annotation, biological process: regulation of transcription by RNA polymerase II. The record is from RefSeq and is a predicted model, not a curated record. The transcript has 2 exons. The coding region runs from base 235 to 1398 and encodes 387 amino acids. Gene Ontology annotation, molecular function: DNA-binding transcription factor activity; RNA polymerase II cis-regulatory region sequence-specific DNA binding. NCBI's taxonomy places the organism in Eukaryota, Metazoa, Chordata, Actinopteri, Perciformes, Cyclopteridae.